GCUAGAACUGUGCAGCCAGUCGGCGCGACGACUUCAUCUGGACAGGUCGCUCGUGGGGUAACUUGCUCUAGGGAACUAGUACCAUGGCGUCUGGCUGCAGGAUUGGCCCGUCUAUCCUCAACAGCGACCUGGCCAAUUUAGGGGCCGAGUGCCUCCGGAUGCUGGACUCUGGGGCUGAUUAUCUGCACCUGGAUGUAAUGGACGGGCAUUUUGUUCCCAACAUCACCUUUGGUCACCCUGUGGUAGAAAGCCUCCGAAAGCAGCUAGGCCAGGACCCCUUCUUUGACAUGCACAUGAUGGUGUCCAGGCCGGAACAGUGGGUAAAGCCAAUGGCUGUAGCAGGAGCCAAUCAAUAUACCUUUCAUCUUGAGGCUACUGAGAACCCCGGGGCUUUGAUUAAAGACAUUCGGGAGAAUGGAAUGAAGGUUGGCCUUGCUAUUAAACCAGGAACUACAGUUGAAUAUUUGGCACCAUGGGCUAAUCAAAUAGAUAUGGCCUUGGUUAUGACAGUGGAACCUGGGUUUGGAGGGCAGAAAUUCAUGGAAGAUAUGAUGCCAAAGGUUCACUGGUUGAGGACCCAGUUCCCGUCUUUGGACAUAGAGGUUGAUGGUGGAGUAGGUCCUGACACCAUCCAUAAAUGUGCAGAGGCAGGAGCUAACAUGAUUGUGUCUGGCAGUGCCAUUAUGAGGAGUGAAGACCCCAGAUCUGUGAUCAACCUGUUAAGAAAUGUUUGCUCAGAAGCUGCUCAGAAACGUUCUCUUGAUCGGUGAAACCUCAAGGAGUCCAGUUGCUGCUCAUGAGAUCUCUUUACUGGAAAACAAGAAUAUUGACAACCAAAUCAUACCACAGUGGAGGCAGUACUGCUUUUCUGAGCAAUUAUUCAUUCCAGUGACUGAAAUCCAUUAUGCAGAAUGUUCCAAGAGGUUAGAAGUUGGUGUGUAUAACUACAUUUUUAGUGAUGGAAUUUAAAGAUUAGUGUGGUAAAAUACCAUUUUUACUGGGAGAUUUGAUUUUUAUAAAGAGUAAAAAUAUGACUGUAUUAAGGAAAAUUAUCAACAGAAAUGUCUUAAUGCCUAAGGAAGGCAUAUUAGCUACUAUGAAAAAAAUGUUUUUUCUGAAUUUCUAAAAAAAAUUUUCUGUUGUUUCUUGGCUGCUUCCCAAAAGCAAAGGAACGCCUUAUGUUUUUACUGUUUCGUGUCAUUUUUGAUUUGUGUAUGUGCGUGAUGAAUAAGUUUGAGUCUGGCUAGAAUGGCAUACCUUACUCUUCUAGCUUCUAAAACAUCUAUUUUUUACUUUGCACCUUGUAUUUAAUAGAUUAAAAACAAUGUAUUAUGAAGCCCAGGGAUUUUUCAGGUUGUCUGUUCUAAAAUACAAGCACAAGUUU
This is a messenger RNA of Phacochoerus africanus (Common warthog), 1384 nucleotides long. It is a transcript of the gene RPE, whose product is annotated as ribulose-5-phosphate-3-epimerase. Gene Ontology annotation, cellular component: cytosol. Gene Ontology annotation, biological process: pentose-phosphate shunt; pentose-phosphate shunt, non-oxidative branch; carbohydrate metabolic process. Gene Ontology annotation, molecular function: metal ion binding; D-ribulose-phosphate 3-epimerase activity. The record is from RefSeq and is a predicted model, not a curated record. Lineage: Eukaryota; Metazoa; Chordata; Mammalia; Artiodactyla; Suidae. The transcript is spliced from 6 exons. The coding region runs from base 84 to 770 and encodes 228 amino acids.